CCCCUCCGGGCCGGGCCGUUGCAGGAAGCGGUUGGGGGACGGUUGCGGGGCCGCGCGGUCGGGACGUUGCGGGCAGGGUGAUGACGCGGCGCCUUUAAAGGGGCCUCGUGCGGUGCGUGUGUUCCCUCGACCCCCACCGCGCCGCCGCGCUCGGCAGCCAUGGCCUCGCCGCCGACCCCGCUCCCACGGGCCGCGGCGCUGCUGUUGGCGGCAGCUCUGCUGCUCCUGACCCCGGCAGGGCUGCGCGCCGCUCCGGAGGAAGAGCCUGGCAGGAAGAAGGAGCCGCCGCCACCGCCGGCGGCGCAGGGAGCCGAGCCGCGAGUUGAGAAGGGGUCCUCGCUGGUUGCUCCCGUUCACAUUGUCAAUGAAGAGUCACCUGACAAGACUAAUUUGGGCUUUAUUCAUGCAUUUGUGGCUGCUAUAUCGGUCAUCAUCGUGUCAGAACUGGGGGAUAAGACCUUCUUCAUUGCAGCCAUCAUGGCAAUGCGGUACAACCGUUUGACUGUACUGGCUGGUGCUAUGCUUGCCUUGGGACUGAUGACAUGUUUAUCAGUUUUGUUUGGCUAUGCUACCACGGUUAUUCCUCGUGUGUACACAUACUAUGUUUCAACGGCACUGUUUGCAAUUUUUGGCAUUCGGAUGCUUCGGGAGGGCUUGAAAAUGAGUCCAGAUGAGGGUCAGGAAGAGCUGGAGGAAGUUCAAGCAGAAAUUAAAAAGAAAGAUGAGGAACUUCAGCGAACUAAACUGUUAAAUGGGCCAGGAGAUGUUGAAUCAGGGCCAGGCACCACUAUACCUCAGAAGAAGUGGCUCCAUUUUAUUUCUCCAAUCUUUGUCCAAGCUUUUACUUUAACAUUUUUAGCAGAAUGGGGUGAUCGUUCCCAAUUAACAACCAUAGUGUUGGCCGCCAGAGAGGACCCCUAUGGCGUGGCGGUGGGAGGCACAGUGGGGCAUUGCCUGUGCACUGGUUUAGCAGUUAUCGGAGGGAGAAUGAUAGCACAAAAAAUAUCGGUUAGGACUGUGACAAUCAUAGGAGGCAUUGUCUUCUUAGCAUUUGCAUUUUCUGCACUAUUUAUAAGUCCAGACUCUGGUUUUUAAACUUUUUCGUCACUGCAGAGGAACAAGGAUUGGAAGCACCAAGCAGUGAUCCUUGUGCAUUUUUGUAUAUAAUGUACAGAAUUGUAGCUGAACAAGCACUGAAGAUGAGACACUGAACUUUUUAUAGCGAAUGAUUCAUGGGACUGACACAUUCAUGGACAGCUUCUGCAGAGGAGAUCUGCUUGUUGUCUGGUUUGUUUAUUCUGUGGUGCCUGCUCCCCCGGUGGGAUGUGUGUGGUUUUCUUGCUUGCUGGCCCUGGCACAGCUGAGAUCUGAGGAUCUACUCUGUGUUGAGGUUUCCCCUGUUGCACCCAGCCACCUUCCCUGUUUCUUCAAGAACUGAUUCUUAAGGCUUCCUGAAACAGGCUGUGGCUUGUUCCAUGUUGCUGAACAGAAGGCGUUAAGGAGCAAACUGCUGCUGGCUCCCACCUCCAAGGACUCUCUUUCCUGGGUGCACCAAGGCUGGAUCAUAUAAGCCGGAAGAAACCUGGGAGCAGUUCCGAUACCAUUGAGUGGCUGAGCCACCAACAGAGAAUUUUAUAAACCUUACUUCAGAGGGAAAACUUCUUAAUCAGGGAUUUUUAUCAGGAAAUAGAAGUGUGGUAAUUAACAACCUACCGUGGUCAAUAUGCAAUCUGUCUGGCGUUAGUAUUAUUUGACUUUUGUAUUUUAUUUUGAAAUAUUAAAGUAUAUGAGAAGUAAUAAAAUGGUCCAGCUUAACAAUGUUCCAUUCCCAGGACUGAAUGAUAAUGGAAUUCUUAGGCUUAGAUGUGUUCCUGGUUUUCUUUUUAGGAAUAGAAAUGUAAUCUAAAAGAGUAUUAAUAAAAUAUAGUGUCUCUCUUUGA
Messenger RNA from Neopsephotus bourkii (Bourke's parrot), 1940 nucleotides. It is a transcript of the gene TMEM165, whose product is annotated as transmembrane protein 165. The coding region runs from base 160 to 1095 and encodes 311 amino acids. The record is from RefSeq and is a predicted model, not a curated record. NCBI's taxonomy places the organism in Eukaryota, Metazoa, Chordata, Aves, Psittaciformes, Psittacidae. Gene Ontology annotation, biological process: Golgi calcium ion transport; Golgi calcium ion homeostasis; calcium ion transmembrane transport. Gene Ontology annotation, molecular function: calcium ion transmembrane transporter activity; manganese ion transmembrane transporter activity. The transcript has 6 exons. Gene Ontology annotation, cellular component: Golgi apparatus.